Molecule: messenger RNA, 2728 nt
Organism: Pongo pygmaeus (Bornean orangutan)
Lineage: Eukaryota; Metazoa; Chordata; Mammalia; Primates; Hominidae
Gene: LGALS4
Product: galectin 4
Exons: 12
Coding region: 1572-2651 (359 amino acids)
Molecular function (GO): carbohydrate binding
Source: RefSeq, a predicted model, not a curated record
UUCAGACUGGCAGCGGGCAGGUGAGGGGCACAAGGAAGCCAGGGACGGAGGGAGUGAGCAAAAGUCGCUGGGCUCCCUCUGGAUUGCAAGGCUUCCCCGUCUCCCUGCCUGCCCUGGGGUUGAGGGUGGAGUUCGCGCCCUGCCUGGCACCUUCACUGCACAGUACAUGGGAUCUGGUGCUGGCGUCUAGCUGGGAUUCCCUUGUUACCAAAUCUUGAGCCUCAUUUCUUUAAAACUUUGGUGUGCUGGGCACAGUGGCUCACACCUGUAAUCCCAGCACUUUGGGAGGCUAAGGCAGGGGGAUCGCCUGAGCUCAGAAGUUCCCGACCAGUCUAGUCAAUAUGGUGAAACCCCAUCUCUACUAAAAAUACAAAAAUUAGCCGGGUGUGGUGGCAGGUGCCUCUAGUCCCAGCUACUCGGGAGGCUGAGGCAGGAGAAUCCUUGAACCCGGGAGACGAAGUUGCAGUGAGCUGAGAUCGCACCAUUGCACUCCAGCCUGGGCGACAGAGCGAGACUCUGUCUCAAAAAAUCAAAAAAUAAAACAAAAAAGAACUUUGGGGUUUCUGGCUGGGUGCAGUGGCUCAUGCCUAUAAUUCCAGCACUUUGGGAGGUUGAGGCAGGCGGAUCACUUGAGGUCAGGAGUUUGAGACCAGCCUGGCCAACAUGGCAAAACCUGGUCUCUACUAAAAAUACAAAAAUUAGCCGGGCGUGGGGCACGCCUGUAAUCCCAGCUAUUCAGAAGGCUGAGGCAGGAGAAUCCCUUGAACCUGGGAGGUGGAGGUUGCAGUGAGCUGAGAUGGUGCCACUGCACUGCAGCCUGGGUGAUAGAGCAAGACUCUGUCUCAAAAAUGAACAAACAAAACCAACAAAAACGUUGGGUUUUUUUAUCCAUAUAUCAUCCCAAUCUUCGGGAUUUAUCUUUGGAAUAACUGCAAGAGACCAAGCAUUAAGUUAAUGACUUCUAUAUGCCAUGUCCUGUUCUGAGCAUUUAUUAUCUUAAUGAUCAAGGACCCUAUGAAGUUGAUACUAUUAGGAUUAUUAUUAUGACUAUUAUUGUUGUUAUUUUUAGAGACAGGGUCUUUGUCACCCAGGCUGGAGUGCAGUGGCAUGAUCAUAGCUUGCUGUAACCUUGAACUCCUGGGUUCAAGCGAUCCUCCUGCCUCAGCCUCCGAGUAGCUAGGAAUACAAAUGUGUGCUACCAUGCCCAGCUAAUUUUUAUUUUACUUUUGUAGAGAUGGGGUCUCACUAUGUUGCCCAGGCUGGUCUUGAACUCCUGGACUCAAGCAGUCCUCCUGCUUCAGCUUCCCAAAUUGCUGGGAUUGUAGAGUCUCCCUCUGUCGUCCAGGCUGGAGUGCAGUGGCGUGACCUCGGCUCUCUGCACUCUCCACCACUCAGGUUCAAGUGAUUCUCCUGCCUCAGCCUCCAAGUAGCUGGGAUUAUAGGCACCUGCCACCAUGCCUGGCUAAUUUUUGUAUUUUUAGUAGAGACUGGGAUUUUGCCAGACUGGUCUCGAACUCCUGCCCUCAGAUGAUCCACCCACCUCGGCCAACCAAAGUGCUGGGAUUACAGGCAUGAGCCACUGCACCCAGCUGAUACUACUAUAUCCCCAUUUUACAGAUGAGCACAUGGGCAAAUUGAGGCUCUUCUCACAGGACCAGCCACUAGCGCAGCCUCGAGAGAUGGCCUACGUCCCCGCACCGGGCUACCAGCCCACCUACAACCCGACGCUGCCUUACUACCAGCCCAUCCCGGGCGGGCUCAACGUGGGAAUGUCUGUUUACAUCCAAGGAGUGGCCAGCGAGCACAUGAAGCGGUUCUUCGUGAACUUUGUGGUUGGGCAGGAUCCGGGCUCAGACAUCGCCUUCCACUUCAAUCCACGGUUUGACGGCUGGGACAAGGUGGUCUUCAACACGUUGCAGGGUGGGAAGUGGGGCAGCGAGGAGAGGAAGAGGAACAUGCCCUUCAAAAAGGGCGCCGCCUUCGAGCUGGUCUUCAUAGUCCUGGCUGAGCACUACAAGGUGGUGGUAAAUGGAAAUCCCUUCUAUGAGUACGGGCACCGGCUUCCCCUUCAGAUGGUCACCCACCUGCAAGUGGAUGGGGAUCUGCAACUUCAAUCAAUCAACUUCAUCGGAGGCCAGCCCCCCCGGCCCCAGGGACCCCCGAUGAUGCCACCUUACCCUGGUCCCGGACAUUGCCAUCAACAGCUGAACAGCCUGCCCACCAUGGAAGGACCCCCAACCUUCAACCCGCCUGUGCCAUAUUUCGGGAGGCUGCAAGGAGGGCUCACAGCUCGAAGAACCAUCAUCAUCAAGGGCUAUGUGCCCCCCACAGGCAAGAGCUUUGCCAUCAACUUCAAGGUGGGCUCCUCAGGGGACAUAGCUCUGCACAUUAAUCCCCGCAUGAGCAACGGUACCGUGGUCCGGAACAGCCUUCUGAAUGGCUCGUGGGGAUCCGAGGAGAAGAAGAUCACCCACAACCCAUUUGGUCCCGGACAGUUCUUUGAUCUGUCCAUUCGCUGUGGCUUGGAUCGCUUCAAGGUUUUCGCCAAUGGCCAGCACCUCUUUGACUUCACCCAUCGCCUCUCGGCCUUCCAGAGGGUGGACACGGUGGAAAUCCAGGGUGAUGUCACCUUGUCCUAUGUCCAGAUCUAAUCUAUUCCUGGGGCCAUAACUCAUGGGAAAACAGAAUGAUCCCCUAGGACUCCUUUCUAAGCCCCUAAUAAAAUGUC